Messenger RNA from Malassezia sympodialis ATCC 42132, 1872 nucleotides. Its product is annotated as J domain-containing protein. Lineage: Eukaryota; Fungi; Basidiomycota; Malasseziomycetes; Malasseziales; Malasseziaceae. Gene Ontology annotation, biological process: cristae formation. The record is from RefSeq and is a predicted model, not a curated record.
AUGGAAGAUCCACUGUUUGGUGGUACACCAUUUCGCGAUGCUCAUACGGAUUCCGGCUUGGCCGCGUCGCCGGAUGCACGUUCCUACUAUGCCCUACUGAACGUCGACCAAGACGCAACAGAAAGCCAGAUUCGUGAUGCCUACAAAACCCUUGCCAUGGCGUUUCAUCCGGACAAACACCCCGGCGACGACCGUAAGGAACUCGCUGAAAAGAUGUUCCAGGAUAUCCAGGAGGCAUAUCAAGUACUCAUUGAUCCCGAAAAGCGUGCUAUAUAUGACCACUUUGGGGAAGAGGGACUCCGCUCAACCUGGACAGUGGCGAUGCGUGGAAGCUCACCGGAGGAGAUGCGCGCUGAAUUCGAACGACAAUCUCGCCUGCAGCAGGCAGCCGAUGCAGAGGCCCUGGUGAAUUCGCGCGGCGAAUUUAGCGCAUUGAUCAACGCAACGUCUUUGUUUUUGCCGUCGCCACGCACUGUGUCUCCUUUGACACCGCGGCUCCAGCCUAAUCUGACAUGGAGUCAACGUCUAGGUCUCAUUUCCUGUGCCCAAGUAGUGGGCAAGCACGGUUUCGACAUGGCCCUCUCCGAGCAGUCCGUGCUCUCUUUAUCAGGCCAGCUGAUGAGCCGCGGAAAUGCAGGCGGUGGGAAUCUAGUUGGAACGCUCAAAACCCAUUGGAGCCCUCGCUUUUUCUCGGAGCUCAGCGCCUCGAUUUUGCGGCCACAGGUACUGACGGCACGGGGACAGUACACUGUCGAUGAGAACAUGUUCUUCAAUUACGCACUGGUUUCUCAGACACUGGCUGCGCCCCCCUCCGUGACACUCACAUGGGGCCAGCGACUCUCUAGCACGUCGUCCCUAACGGGCUUCACGUCGCUGAAAACGGGGUCUUACUCUAUCGGCGGAUGGGGUGCUGAUGCAAACGGUCAGCCUGUGCAUCAGGACACGGGUGCUAUGGUCGUCGGCGCUACAAAGCAACAUCCAGACGGCACAGCCUGGACGCUUCAGAUGACGCUCUCGGACGUUGACCAGUCGAUUGGGUAUGAAUGGACCAUGAAGGUGCUGGGCGGCUUCAAGGUCAAGAGUGGCGUGUCUCUGGGCACAGCCAUGGGAAUCUCAGCAUUUUCGAGCGGUGAGCGACGCGUCACAGAAAACAUUCGGGUCCUUCUUGGCGUUGAGUGCGGACUCAGCUCAGGUGUUCAAGUCAAGGUGCGCGUCACACGCUUAGGGCAGAAGCUUGUGUUCCCAAUUGUUCUCUCGCCUACAUUCCGCUCUGAUCUGGCGGCAGCGGCUACGCUUGUUCCUGCUGCUACGAUGGUUCUGUCACACUAUUUCUACUUCGUACCACGACAGAAGAAGGAGCGCAGCAAGCGCGUGAUGCAGGUGCGCAAGGAACAUGCUGCGGUGAUUGAGCAGCGGCACACGUCCGCUGAGCAGACACGGGAACUGCUUCGUCCCCAGGCCUUGAAGCGCGCCGAGGCUGAACUUGCUCGGCAGGGUCUCGUGAUUCUUCAGGCUUUCUACGGUCGCAUUGACGCUUUCCCGAAGAAACUGUCUGUCUCCCAAGAUGAUUUACGGAGCAAGCAGCACAUCAUGGAACUUGUGGUCGAUACGUCCACGGCAACAGAAGGCUCAUCUGAUCAGCCCUUGUGGUGGGAUGUCCGAGUACCCCUACAAAUGCUUGUGAUACAGAGCCAGCUGGUAAUUCCCUCAGGCACGACCAAGGCAAAGCUGAUUGGCUUCUUUGAUCCGUGCGUGGGCGAACAAAAGCAUCUCUAUGUCUGCUACUGGUUCCGAGGCGAGCUGCACGAGUUUAUGGCAGGCGACAAGGAUGCGGUGGCUGCUCCUUUACGAGGUAUGUAUCUGCGAGCCUGA